Messenger RNA from Boeremia exigua, 426 nucleotides. RefSeq lists its product as uncharacterized. The coding region runs from base 1 to 426 and encodes 141 amino acids. The transcript is spliced from 2 exons. Lineage: Eukaryota; Fungi; Ascomycota; Dothideomycetes; Pleosporales; Didymellaceae. The record is from RefSeq and is a predicted model, not a curated record.
AUGACAGAGUCUGAAACUACAUCAACAGGAGGUUCUGCGUCAGGAGGCUGUGGCAAUUGGGACAGAAAGGACCCUCACCAGCAAGAAGUGACCAGCAUCAUGAGCGAGUUUAAGCACGAUCUGACGGGUAUUAUACACAUAUCAAAAGACGGGAUCUUACGUUCCCUGACCGCAGAUCGUAAAGUGAUCUCUGCCCAGGGACUCACCCCUGAGCAGAUCCAUGCAUUCCAGUUGAGGGUGCCCGAGAGCCACAGAACGAUUCCCGAGGGUGCGGACGGGACUAAGACCGACAAAGCAACAUGGUUCGCGCCAGACGCGGCCACGCUUCCUUCACCCAUGUCGAAAGAACACAUCGAGAAGCAGAUGAACAUGCCUGAUGAUAUGAAGAAAAUCCUGCGAGAGAAAAUGAAGAACAACCCUAAGUAA